Fonticula alba is the source of this 1878-nucleotide messenger RNA. RefSeq names its product AGC/YANK protein kinase. Lineage: Eukaryota; Rotosphaerida; Fonticulaceae. The transcript is spliced from 5 exons. Gene Ontology annotation, biological process: intracellular signal transduction; peptidyl-serine phosphorylation. Gene Ontology annotation, molecular function: ATP binding; protein serine/threonine kinase activity. Bases 1 to 1878 code for a protein of 625 amino acids. The record is from RefSeq and is a predicted model, not a curated record.
AUGUAUGCCCUGAAGUACAUCCACAAGGAGAAGUGUGUGCGGAUGCGCGCCGUGCACAAUAUCCUCGCCGAGCGGCGCCUACUCGAGGAGAUCCAGAACCCCUUCAUCGUCAACCUGCACUUCGCCUUCCAGGACUCCGAAUGUCUGUUCAUGGUGAUCGACCUCAUGCUUGGUGGCGACCUGCGCUACCGGCUGGACCGCACCGGGCCGCUGGGCGAGCCGUGCGUCCGGUUCUACGUCGCCGAGAUCGGAAUAGCCCUGGAGUACUUGUAUAAGCGGUCAAUCAUUCACCGUGACAUCAAGCCGGACAACCUUCUCCUGGACUCGGAUGGCCACGUCCAUGUUACCGACUUCAAUGUCGCCACGCGCAUUCGCGCCGGGCGCCUGGUCACCGCCGCCGCCGGCACCCGCGCCUACAUGGCCCCGGAGAUCUUCGCUCAGAAGGAAAAGAAGACCGGCUACACCGGGGCCGUCGACUGGUGGAGCCUCGGUGUUGUUGCCUACGAGUUCCUCUAUGGACGGAGGCCCUUCGCCGGCAAGGCCCAGGAGCUCAUCCAGAAUAUCCAACGCGCGGAGAUCACCUUCUUCGAGACGGUUGGCGGGGCCCUGCCCCCCAGCCAGCUGCCACCCCCCUCAAGCCGGCCAGCCGGCGGGGCCGGCCCCGGGGCCGGCGGGGCCGACGUCAUCGGCACCCCCCUGUCGGCCGAGGCCAUCGACGCCCUGCGGCUGCUCCUCCACCGGGACCCCACCAUCCGGCUGUCCUGCCUGCCCAACACCCGGAACUACUACCGGAACCAUGCCUGGUUUGCCGGCAUGGACUGGGCCUCCAUGGAGAAUAAGGGCGGCCAGCCGCCCUUCGUGCCGGAUGGCGGCAAGGUCAACUUCGAUGCCACCUACGAGCUGGAGGAGAUGCUGCUGGAGGACAACCCUCUGCGGUCGCGCCCGCGCAAGCGCAAGAACACCACCCUCACCCCGGAGCAGCUGCCGUCCCUCAUCGAGCUGGAGUCCAAGUUCAUGGACUUCAACGUCAACAAGCCCCGGCCGGCCAUCAUCAUCGACCCGAUCAACAGCGUGGCCCCCUCGGAAACCGUCAGCUUCGAGUCGGUGGAGAUGAUUCGCGACACCUCCUCCGAGAUGCACAUCUCCCUGGCCGACUCGGACAUCGGGCACCACCAUCGCCUCGGGGGCGGCGGCGGCGCCGGCGCCGGCGGCGGCAGCCAUGGGUCCUCCUCCUCCUUUCAGCAGCACUCCAUCCCCCUGAUGGCCAUGUCGCCGGGGUCCUCCCCGGCCACCGGCCCGGCCUCCCCGCCCAGCCCCUUCCCCCCUGCGUCGUCAUCGUCGUCACAUCACCACUACAGCCACAGCCACAGCCAGCACCACCACAUUGCCGGCGGUCCGAUCACCAGCACCGCCCCGGCGCAGCUCCUGCCCCGUAGCAGCGGCAACUUCGCCGAGGCAGCCUCCCCUUCGGAAGGGGCGCCACCAGCCGGCGCGGCCCCCGGCGACGGCGGCGACCCCACCAGCGGCGAUGACGUGGUCGACGGCAUCAUGGACGACCGCAGUGCCAGCGAGUUUACCGACAGUUGCUACAGCAAUUCCAGCAGCUACGACAGCAGCCUGGAUCAGCUGGCCGCCGAGAUCGGCGCCUCCAUCUCCGCCAGCACCGCCUACGCCACCGGGCGCUAUGACAAUGCCAUGGAGGCCGAGCGUCGGAGUGCCACCUCGCCCACCUCGCCCGCCGACUCCGGCCCUUCGGCCGAGGGGCAAGCGCCAUACGGCGCCGCGAAGCUCUCGGUCGGUGCCGGCGCCGCCGGGGGCGCGGCCUCCGCCCCACCGCACCGCGUGUGCUCCUCCGACCCGGAGCAGCCUGACUUGUAG